AUGGACCUGGGGAAACCAAUGAAAAGCGUGCUGGUGGUGGCUCUGCUUGUCAUUUUCCAGGUGUGCUUGUGCCAAGACGAGGUAACAGAUGAUUACAUCGGAGACAACACCACGGUGGACUACACGUUGUAUGAGUCUCUGUGCUUCAAGAAAGACGUGCGGAACUUUAAGGCCUGGUUCCUCCCGAUCAUGUACUCAGUCAUUUGCUUCGUGGGCCUACUGGGCAAUGGAUUGGUCGUGUUGACCUACAUCUAUUUCAAGAGGCUCAAGACCAUGACUGAUACCUACCUGCUCAACCUGGCCGUGGCAGACAUCCUCUUCCUCCUGACCCUGCCCUUCUGGGCCUACAGUGCAGCCAAGCCCUGGGCUUUUGGUGUCCACUUCUGCAAGCUCAUUUUUGGCAUCUACAAAAUGAGCUUCUUCAGCGGCAUGCUCCUACUUCUUUGCAUCAGCAUCGACCGCUAUGUGGCCAUUGUCCAGGCCGUCUCGGCCCACCGCCACCGCGCCCGUGUCCUUCUCAUCAGCAAGCUGUCCUGCGUGGGUAUCUGGAUGCUGGCCAUGGUGCUGUCCACCCCAGAAGUGCUGUACAGUGGCAUCCAGAAGAGCAGCAGCGAGCAAACGUGGCGGUGCUCCCUCAUCACUGAGCACGUGGAGGCCUUUAUCACCAUCCAGGUGGCCCAGAUGGUGAUAGGCUUUCUGGUGCCCCUGCUGGCCAUGAGCUUCUGCUACCUCGUCAUCAUCCGCACCCUGCUCCAGGCACGCAACUUUGAGCGCAACAAGGCCAUCAAGGUGAUCAUCGCCGUGGUUGUGGUCUUCAUAGUCUUCCAGCUGCCCUACAAUGGGGUGGUCCUGGCCCAGACGGUGGCCACCUUCAACAUCACCAGCAGCACCUGUGAGCUCAGCAAGCAGCUCAACAUCGCCUACGAUGUCACCUACAGCCUGGCCUGUGUCCGCUGCUGCGUCAACCCUUUCUUGUACGCUUUCAUCGGCGUCAAGUUCCGCAAUGACCUCUUCAAGCUCUUCAAGGACUUGGGCUGCCUCAGCCAGGAGCGGCUCCGGCAGUGGUCUUCCUGCAGGCACACCCGGCGUUCCUCCAUGAGUGUGGAGGCCGAGACCACCACCACCUUCUCCCCAUAG
This is a messenger RNA of Cynocephalus volans (Philippine flying lemur), 1137 nucleotides long. RefSeq names its product C-C motif chemokine receptor 7 (gene CCR7). Gene Ontology annotation, biological process: positive regulation of cytosolic calcium ion concentration; inflammatory response; calcium-mediated signaling. The record is from RefSeq and is a predicted model, not a curated record. The transcript is spliced from 3 exons. Gene Ontology annotation, cellular component: external side of plasma membrane; membrane. The coding region runs from base 1 to 1137 and encodes 378 amino acids. NCBI's taxonomy places the organism in Eukaryota, Metazoa, Chordata, Mammalia, Dermoptera, Cynocephalidae. Gene Ontology annotation, molecular function: chemokine (C-C motif) ligand 19 binding; C-C motif chemokine 19 receptor activity; chemokine (C-C motif) ligand 21 binding.